CGCAUCUCUCUCUCCCACCACCAAGAUCCGCCCAUAAAACCUACCGCCACCGCCCCCCGACCGCCGCCAUGGCAGCCGCCGCCGCCGCCACCCCUCACUCCCUCCUCCUCAAGACCGCCCCCUCCACCGCCGCGGCCACCCCCAGGACCGCCUUCCCCGCCGCCGCCCGCCUCCCUCCCGCCGCCGCCGCCCUCAAGCCCGUGUCCAUCAAAUGCGCCGCCGCCACCACCCACGUCCAAGACCCGAGGCCGCCUUCGCCGCCGCCGCUCCCCGCCGCCGCCGCCCAGGAAAGGGUCUUCAACUUCGCCGCCGGGCCUGCCGUCCUGCCGGAGAACGUCCUCCUGAAGGCCCAGUCGGAGCUCUACAACUGGCGCGGAUCCGGGAUGAGCGUCAUGGAGAUGAGCCACCGGGGCAAGGAGUUCUCCUCCAUCAUCCAGAAGGCCGAGUCGGAUCUCCGGUCCCUCCUCGAGAUCCCCCCCGAGUACGCCGUCCUCUUCCUCCAGGGCGGCGCCACCACCCAGUUCGCCGCCAUCCCCCUCAACCUCUGCACCCCCGACGACCCCGUCGACUACGUCGUCACCGGCUCUUGGGGCGACAAGGCCUUCAAGGAGGCUCAGAAGUACUGCAAGGCCAAGGUGGUUUGGUCGGGGAAGGCCGAGAAGUACACCAAGAUCCCAUCUUUCGACGAGGUCGAGCAGGACCCGGAUGCUAAAUUCUUGCACAUCUGCGCGAACGAGACGAUCCACGGCGUCGAAUUCAAGAACUACCCUGUUCCGAAGAACAAAGGCGGGCUCUUGGUGGCUGAUAUGUCCUCGAAUUUCUGCUCCAAGCCCGUGGACGUGUCCAAGUUCGGGGUGAUCUAUGCCGGGGCGCAGAAGAAUGUCGGCCCAUCCGGGGUAACCAUCGUGAUCGUCAGGAAGGAUCUGAUCGGGAACGCUCAGGGGAUCACCCCGGUGAUGCUGGACUACAAGAUCCACGCCGAAAACGCUUCGCUGUACAACACGCCGCCCUGCUUCGGGAUCUACAUGUGCGGGCUCGUGUUCGAGGACCUGUUGGAGCAGGGCGGGCUGAAGGAGGUGGAGAAGAAGAACAAGAAGAAGGCCGAAUUGCUGUAUCGGACCAUCGACGAGAGCAAAGGGUUUUACAGGUGCCCGGUCGAGGCGUCGGUGAGGUCGCUGAUGAACGUGCCCUUCACGUUGGAGAAGUCGGAGCUGGAGGCCGAGUUCAUCAAGGAGGCCGCGAAGGAGAAGAUGGUUCAGCUCAAGGGGCACAGGUCGGUGGGAGGCAUGAGGGCUUCAAUCUACAAUGCCAUGCCUUUGGCUGGUGUUGAGAAGCUGGUUGCUUUCAUGAGAGACUUCCAGGCAAGGCAUGCGUAGAUUUGAAUCCACAAUUUCCAUGGACCGUGGAUUUGAGUCUCGUUUUAUAUAGAGUAAAGUAGUGCUUAAUCAUUUGCUUUUUUCCCCUUUUUUCUGUAUCUUUCCUGAUGUCAUGUUGUUGUUCUCUGCGGAUUGGAGGGUGGAAGGUGAGAAGAAGUUGGGUUCUGUCCUGGUUUUUGGAGGGGAAGUUUUUGGAUGUUGUGGUUUCCUAUAUAAGCCAAGAAACAAAGGGUUGGAGAAAAUUUUUGGCUGAAAGCAAUUACAUUGUUGGAGGUCUUGAUUUGAUUGUA
Molecule: messenger RNA, 1666 nt
Organism: Syzygium oleosum
Lineage: Eukaryota; Viridiplantae; Streptophyta; Magnoliopsida; Myrtales; Myrtaceae
Product: phosphoserine aminotransferase 2, chloroplastic
Exons: 1
Coding region: 69-1376 (435 amino acids)
Biological process (GO): L-serine biosynthetic process
Cellular component (GO): cytoplasm; chloroplast stroma
Molecular function (GO): pyridoxal phosphate binding; O-phospho-L-serine:2-oxoglutarate transaminase activity
Source: RefSeq, a predicted model, not a curated record